AUGGGGGCCAACCAGUCGAGACCAUCGGAUGUAGCUAUCCAAGAGAAGCUUAUCGAAAGGCUUCAGGCUCUCCAGACAAAGGAUGACCUCUCCGUGAACGAGAAGGAGGGAUAUGUCUGUGUAGAGAAUACUACCAGUCAGAGGAGUGGGUUUUCAAGCUCCACGCUUGAAGGAGUGAACUACACGUGUAAAGGCACCAACCCCUUAGCCUCGAAGUCGGUGCCCCAUGUCCACAGUGUCUCCUCUUCCACUAUUCAAGAAUGGGAGAAGGAGCUCCUGGCAGACGCUAAGAACCGCCUCGCCUUAUCAGCCCUCACGACCAACCCUGCGACCUCCAUCCUCACCUCCCGCACCGCAACCAUAUCCGACACGCACAACUUCAACAUCCGCAUUCCCCAAGAAGGAUCCCCAGUGACCAACCAAGCUUCCUCCGGCAGAUGCUGGCUCUUUGCUUCCACCAACAUCUUCCGCCUGGCCAUCAUGAAGAAGUACCGUCUUUCCUCCUUCCAGCUCUCCCAAUCCUACCUCUUCUACUGGGACAAGAUCGAAAAGGCGAAUUACUUCCUGGAAAACAUUCUCGAUACCGCCGGCGAGGAUAUCGAUAGCAGGCUGGUGCAGACGCUGCUGGAGAGUCCCGUCGGCGAUGGUGGACAGUGGGACAUGGUAGCCAACCUCGUGCUGAAAUAUGGUCUUGUGCCGCAAGCGCUGUAUCCCGACUCUUACAAUGCGCUCAACUCCUCCGCCAUGGACCGCCUCAUCACCACCAAACUCCGGGAGAACGCGCUCCAACUCCGUCGCCUCGCCACCUCCAACGGCAAGGACACCAAGUCCGCCAUCGCCGCCGCGAAGCAGAAAAUGCUGCGCGAAAUCCACCUCAUCCUGACCCUCAUGCUCGGCCCCCCACCACCCCCUAACGAGCCCUUUACCUGGGAAUUCUACGACAAGGACAACAACCUCUGCACCGUCAAAACGCGCCCCAUCGCCUUCGCCAAGGAACUAUCCGACAACAGGACCAUCCGAGCGCUAGGCGGUACAGACGUGCACUCGCUCUUCUCCCUGGUCAACGACCCUCGCAACCCCUACAACCGCCUCCUAAGCGUCAAGCGUCUGGGUAACGUCUACGAAGGCCGCCCCGUCACGUACGUCAACGUGGACAUGGCCACGAUCAAGAAAGCCUGCGUCGACAUGCUCAAACGAGGGAUGCCCGUCUUCUUUGGCUCGGACGUGGGCAAGUACUCGGAUUCCAACAAGGGCAUCAUGGAUACCGCUCUGUUUGACUACGAGCUCGGCUUCAAUGUCAAGCUUGGUAUGACGAAGGCCGAGCGGCUGCAGACGGGGGAGUCGCUGAUGACGCACGCCAUGGUCUUAACGGGGGUGCACGUGAAAGACGGCAAGACGGUGAGGUGGCGGGUGGAGAAUAGUUGGAGUGACAGGGUGGGCGACAAGGGGUAUUUCGUCAUGACGGAUCAGUGGAUGGAUGAGUUUGUGUAUCAGGCGGUUGUGGACCCGACGGUGGUGAGUCCGGCCGUGAGGAAGGUGUUGGAGCAGAAGCCCAAGAUGUUGGAGUUGUGGGAUCCGAUGGGCGCGUUGGCAUGA
Westerdykella ornata is the source of this 1596-nucleotide messenger RNA. RefSeq names its product bleomycin hydrolase. Gene Ontology annotation, biological process: L-homocysteine catabolic process; proteolysis; response to toxic substance. NCBI's taxonomy places the organism in Eukaryota, Fungi, Ascomycota, Dothideomycetes, Pleosporales, Sporormiaceae. The record is from RefSeq and is a predicted model, not a curated record. Gene Ontology annotation, molecular function: cysteine-type aminopeptidase activity. Gene Ontology annotation, cellular component: cytoplasm. The transcript is spliced from 2 exons. The coding region runs from base 1 to 1596 and encodes 531 amino acids.